Molecule: messenger RNA, 610 nt
Organism: Melanaphis sacchari
Lineage: Eukaryota; Metazoa; Arthropoda; Insecta; Hemiptera; Aphididae
Exons: 1
Coding region: 79-393 (104 amino acids)
Source: RefSeq, a predicted model, not a curated record
CGGCCGUACGAUCCGGAAGUGCGGUUCUGCGGCGGACCGGCCCCCGUGAGCGGCGGCGGCGACGACUACCGGCAACGGAUGAUGCGACGACUGCGCGACGGCUUCCGGGCGGCGGCCGACGCGGCGGCGGUGGGCUACGAUUACGAGCCGCCUAGGUGCGGCGCCGCGCACGUGCUGGUCGACGUGCCCGCCGGCGAGGUGGCCGGGCUGAUGGGAGAAGCGGACCGGUCGGCCGCCGGGAUGCUGCCGCCGGGCUACUGCUUCGACCUGACGCCGUCCGAAGAGCUGGUGGCCAGGACGUGCCGGCCGCGCGACCAGUACUGCGACCGGGGCGGCCGUUACACGUGCGUCAACAAGUGCUGCAAGGGCGACCGGAUGAUCGUCGCCGAGUAAGUCCGCGGCGUUUAUAAGUGUAUAGCGUGCGCUUACACCGAGUGUACCAGCUGUAGCCGAGGCCGUGGUUGGAGGGGUAAGGAUGUGACAGAGGACGGGGCAGUUGCCCCGAGUGACGACGAGUUGUAGGACUCUCAUAUGCUCACAAAUGACAUUUCUUAGGAGUACAUUGAUGAGAAAACGAUAUUUUCAAAUGUCACGUCCCUUCCGUCUUAGA